Messenger RNA from Stylophora pistillata, 1610 nucleotides. RefSeq lists its product as uncharacterized. The record is from RefSeq and is a predicted model, not a curated record. Gene Ontology annotation, cellular component: extracellular region. NCBI's taxonomy places the organism in Eukaryota, Metazoa, Cnidaria, Anthozoa, Scleractinia, Pocilloporidae. Gene Ontology annotation, biological process: glycosaminoglycan catabolic process; carbohydrate metabolic process. Gene Ontology annotation, molecular function: lyase activity; carbohydrate binding.
UCUGGGUGGCUUACAGUGAUUUCAAAGCGGGUGCACGAUGGAAUACGAGAGAGAUAAACAGAAUGAAAAUAACCGCACCGAAUACAUCCCCACCCACUCACCUUUUGUUUUUUGAUCUUAUACGAUUUGUUUAAAAGUUAAGUGGACAGACACGUGAUGAGAUAGUGCCACCAAGUAGCUCACAGGCUGUCGAUAUAAGGGACUCCUGGCAACAGACGUAUCGCUGGAGUCAGAAAGUAUCAUUCCCGGAUAUUGAUAUUUCGAGUGACCCAACCGAUAAAGACGCCGAGUUACAAUUAAUUGAAAAGCGUUUGGAGAAUUGGUUUUUGAGCGAGUCAGAGAGCUCAGCCACGAUUUUAGCCGCAUCCUCAGCCACAUUGCCGAAGGAAAAAAAGAGAAGAUUUAAAUCUCUUCGGGUGGACCGUUCACAUGUUAAUUUUGUUGCACUGGAAGUGAAAAAAACGGACGAUGUGAUAACAGGAACUCCACUGUAUGCCAGAGACUCUGAGUUCGAUGAUAAGAAGUUUGGUUUCGUCAUGUCUAACGUAUUACUUCCAAUGGCGCUGGAUUAUCACAUACGGUCACGUGACAUAGAUGUUCAGCAACUGGCUGAUACAGAGCUAUCAAAGUUGAACGGCCGACCUGCUAGGAGGGAUAAAGCUGUACAGAAUAUAGCAGGCGCCGACCAAACCAUGCAAACGGCAUUCAACCGUGCCCUGAAUGCAUCGUUAGCUUCUUCUAGUUUCGAUUAUACUAUCGACGGUGUAAAGCAUGCUAUUGGCCAACUAAAUGACAAGCGGAAGGAACGCUUACUUUUAUUGUUGGAAUACAUUAAGGAUCAAGGAUUCACCAAAGGUAGCGGACUCGGUUCUUUGAAUCACGAAAUGAAUAAGGCCGGUGCUGGUUUUAUGACUGCAGCGUUUGUUCUAAGAAAGCUAUUAAGAUCAGAAGGAAAACUAUCCGACUACGUUGACACCAUGAAAUGGUACACUGAUUUCGGCGAAGUUUACCAAGAUAAUUUUGAAUAUAAAGGCACGACUGCUGAUCGCAUGAGAACCAUUUCACUUUGGAGGUUAUUCGCUGUUCUUAUGAUGCCUUCCUUAACAACCCCUGAAAAGCGACAGAAGGUUCGUGACAUGAACGCUCUUGUCCGCUGGUACAAUAACGCAAUGACUCCCAAUGAAGCAUUUGCGGGACUUUUAAAGCCAGACUUCGUUGCUUUCCAUCACUUUACUUUCUACGCUUCUUCUUAUACACCACAAGCUCUUCACGUAGCUGCAUUGAUCCAGUAUCUGCUCAGCGGAACUUCAUUUUGUUUGGAAAUCAAGUCAAUGAAUAACAUAGAGAAAGGACUGGAGACAUUGAGGAUUGUUUCUGUAAAGUAUUCCACUCCAAACAGCGUUUCAGGACGAUUUCCAGGAUUCACCCGUGCUAUUCUGUCCAAGAUUUUGCCAGCCUACGCUUAUGCUGCUGCUAAUGCUCCAUCACUGGACGGGAAUGGCAAACUUGGUGCUAUUAGCGUUCAGAACAAUGAUAUAAUCAGGAUGUUUGUGCGGCUAUACGAAAAAGUGACGGUGUCAUUGACAAUUACUUGAAGGAUGGAUCAAUUU